Molecule: messenger RNA, 1391 nt
Organism: Lycium ferocissimum
Lineage: Eukaryota; Viridiplantae; Streptophyta; Magnoliopsida; Solanales; Solanaceae
Product: probable uridine nucleosidase 1
Exons: 9
Coding region: 178-1191 (337 amino acids)
Biological process (GO): purine nucleoside catabolic process
Cellular component (GO): cytosol
Molecular function (GO): purine nucleosidase activity
Source: RefSeq, a predicted model, not a curated record
GAAACAAUAGAGUAAAAGAAAAUUUAGCACAUCGUCAAAGCUGACUAGUAUAUUUGCUUAUUGCACUUUCAUUCUCUGGAAGCACCAAGAUUACAUAUUUCUCAAACUUUCCUUCGGUUUUUUCUUUUGAUUUUCAAUCUUUCUUUGUAGUCUUUGAGUCUAUAAGACAAAUUAAAUAUGUCUAUUUCUGGUAGUUUGCCUGAUGGGUUGGUGGCUCCAAACGAUUCUCUUGCUAAAAAACGUGAAAAAAUCAUCAUAGAUACUGAUCCUGGCAUUGAUGACAGCAUGGCGAUAUUAAUGGCAUUCCAGACUCCAGAAGUUGAGAUACUAGGCUUAACUACAAUAUUUGGAAAUGCUACUACAAAAAAUGCUACACGAAAUGCAUUAGUUUUGUGUGAGACUGCAGAAUUUCCAGAUAUCCCAGUGGCGGAGGGUAGCCUUGAAUCUUUGAAGAGAGGGGAGCCAUGUGUUGCAGACUUUGUUCAUGGUUCAGAUGGAAUAGGCAACUUAUUCUUACCUUCUCCAAAUUCUAAAAAAAUUGAGAAAUCUGCAUCUGAAUUUCUGGUGGAUAAAGUAUCCGAAUAUCCUGGUGAAGUAUCUAUACUUGCAUUAGGACCACUUACAAAUCUAGCCUUGGCUGUUAAGAGGGACUCAAACUUUGCAAGCAAGGUGAAGAGGGUGGUAAUACUUGGCGGUUCCUUUUUUGCUUUGGGAAAUGUUAAUCCUGCUGCAGAAGCAAAUAUACAUGGUGAUCCAGAGGCUGCAGAUAUUGUGUUUACCUCAGGAGCAAAUAUUGAUGUUGUUGGUAUCAACAUUACCACACAAGUCAAAAUGACAGACGCUGACCUUGAUGAACUGAGGCAAUCCAAAGGAAAACAUGCUAAGUUUUUGUGCAACAUGUGCAAAUUUUACCGAGAUUUUCAUGUAGAGUCAGAUGGCGUAUAUGGAGUUUUUCCUCAUGAUCCUGUCACGUUUGUGGCACUAGUUCGACCUGACCUCUUCACGUACAAGAAAGGCGUUGUGAGGGUUGAGACACAAGGCAUUUGCGUUGGUCACACGCUCUUGGACCAAGGCCUAAAGAAGUGGAAUACGAGCAAUCCGUGGACAGAGUGUUCUCCAGUUUCAGUUGCGUGGACAGUUGAUGCGGAUGAAGUUCUGAAUUAUAUAAAGAAAACUUUAAUGAAACCAUGAAUAUUUUCAUCCUUGUGUCAUAGCUAAAAUAUUCUUGAAAUUGAGCAAUGCAUUUUCUGAUUUCUCACAGCAUUUAAACUUCUGAAUAUUUCAUCCUUCUAUCUAGAGGGCUUAUUUAAGCUGUAUUCUGUGAUGAAAUUUGGGCAUAAGAUGCCCAUGUACACGUGUUUAUGUUGAUGAAAGUAAAAGAGUUUGUCCAG